CUUAACUUUUGUUAUUGAAAGGAAUACUCUGAGCUUCAAUAUUUUGAUAGUUUACUCUGAGCUUCAAUUAUGUGCUGAAAUGGGCUUAUGAGGAAUACUCUGAGCUUCAAUAUUUUGAUAGUUUACCACAAACAUUUGAUGGAAGUUUUUAUCACAGCCACCAUAUAUAAAUACCGACUCCCUCUUAUGGCAUAUUCAGGCUUUGAGCUUCCAGAAGAUGUGUGUGUAUAUCCAUCUCUAGUCACUAUCACUCUCUCAUAAGCCCAUUUCAGCACAUAAUUGCUUGAUUCUAUCAUCGAUUUGCAACUGUGUGUAUGUGUGUGUCUAUAUAUCUACUCAGGAUACAUUUAUUUCUAUAGCUUAUUUGGUACACAUAGUAGCUAGCUAGCUUAGCGCAUACAAAACCCCAUUUUCCACUCUCUUUGCUUCAUAUAUCCACUAAACCCCAUUCACUCCAACUCUUCCACAGCUUUUAUAUAUUUCCUCCAUCUCCCACCUCUGCUAUAACACAGAGCCACUACAAAGCUUCUUAUAUAUAUAUGAAUUAAGGUUCACCAUGAGGCUUUAUUUCACGGCUGCCUGCAAACAAACACAGCCCCUUGUGAGUUUUCCGGGGGGAAUCAACAUGGAGCCAUUCAUCAGCCGGCCACGGAAGGACAAGGUGGUUGUGGUCAUGGGGGCGACGGGUACCGGAAAAUCAAGACUGGCCAUCGACCUCGCCACUCGUUUUCAGGCGGAGAUUGUGAAUUCGGACAAAAUGCAAGUCUAUAAAGGGCUGGACAUAGUCACCAACAAGGUCACCGAGGAGGAGUGUCAAGGUGUCCCCCAUCACUUGUUAGGAAUUGUGGAUCCUCAUGUGAACUUCACAGCCGCUGAUUUUCAACACCACGCAUCACUAGCCGUUGAAUCGAUCGUGAGGCGUGAUCGCCUCCCGAUCAUCGCCGGAGGGUCCAAUUCCUACAUCAAAGCUCUAGUGAACGAUGACAUCCAAUUCCAAUCAAAAUAUGAGUGUUGCUUUAUUUGGGUGGAUGUAUCUCUGCCCGUCCUUCACUCUUUUGUGUCCGACCGAGUUGAUCGGAUGAUAGCGGCCGGUUUGAUAGAUGAGGUGAGAGGAAUAUUCGAUCCAAAUGCCGAUUACGCACAUGGAAUCCGGCGAGCCAUUGGAGUUUAUGAAAUGGAUCGAUUUCUGCGAGCAGCAAGUCAUGAUUCAAUUGUGGAUGAUGAAACUCGUGCUCGACUUCUCGAGACCGCCAUUGAGGAAAUCAAGGCCAACACUUGCAAAUUAGCUAGUUACCAAUUGCAAAACAUUCUAAGGCUUCAGAAUCAACUAGGAUGGAACAUGUACCGCCUAGAUGCGACCGAAUCAUUUUCGAAUCGAGUAGAAAAAAAUGGUCACCAAGCUUGGGAGGAGCUCGUGGUCGGACCAAGCACAUUGAUUGUCGAAAAAUUCCUAUGGGAUGACGACUUUACACUCGGUAUGAAUGCUCCGUCUUCCGCCUCCAUCAUGGCGGCAUCGGUGGUGGGGGCAGCCACUGCCACUGCCGCCGUGGCCGCAACUCACUAGAAGCAGUUAGUGGGGGCUCAGUAAUGUACCAACCACUACAUUAUCCUAAGGCUGGUGCCUCUUUUUAUCCUGACGUUGGUACCAUAGAAAUUAAAUUACGGCGGACUAGGAAACAAAGUGCUUGUCUAGGUCGUGUGCCUAAUGUUUGGAGCCGUACAGAUGGAAUCAUUUUGGAAAUCCGUGCUUGCGCUGCUUUACAUACAUGCGCGGGAGCCUAUUUUUGGUAUCAUAUUAAGUAUGUUUUUGUGGGGUUCAGUUAUAUUGCUGAUGUGAUAUAUGAAUAAUCCUGCGGUGUCCGCACGGGUCCAAUGUGGACCCCGCAUCAUUGUGUACACGAGCGAGAUUGGCGUUUUUGCUUUUUGGUGUGUGUCUAUCCUUUGGCGUUGAGCUGUAUUAUUUCGAGGUUGACAAGUGUGUUUUUUUCUUCUUCUUUUUUUCGUUUUUGUUUAUUAUUUUUAUAAAAAAUCUGAUUGAAUAUAUAAGGUGUACGACAAUGUUCUACAGUUGUCAACGGUUUAAUAACCACUUGUAUAUCCCUCCAACCUUAUCUCAUUGUUAUUUUGUCCUAAUUUUGUAUGAA
Messenger RNA from Cornus florida, 2144 nucleotides. Its product is annotated as adenylate isopentenyltransferase 5, chloroplastic-like. The transcript has 2 exons. Gene Ontology annotation, molecular function: tRNA dimethylallyltransferase activity. Gene Ontology annotation, cellular component: mitochondrion. Gene Ontology annotation, biological process: cytokinin biosynthetic process; tRNA modification. The coding region runs from base 557 to 1564 and encodes 335 amino acids. Lineage: Eukaryota; Viridiplantae; Streptophyta; Magnoliopsida; Cornales; Cornaceae. The record is from RefSeq and is a predicted model, not a curated record.